GAGCCAAGUUCUCCGUCUGCUGGUGGAGCUGGAGGAGAUCAAAGAUGGAAAUGGAGAUUUAGAUCGGAACAGGUCAGCUUGUUUGGACGCUUUUGGGUGCAUCAGAGCACGGUUCUCCCCUCUCGAAGCUGAGUGCCAACACCCUGAUCUUCUUGUGCACCAACAUCAUUGGGAUCUGCACGCACUACCCGGCCGAGGUGUCCCAGAGGCAGGCCUUCCAGGAGACGCGCGGCUACAUCCAGGCCCGCCUACACCUGCAGAGGGAGAACCAGCAGCAGGAACGCCUGUUGCUGUCUGUGUUGCCAAGGCAUGUCGCCAUGGAGAUGAAGGCUGACAUCCACGCCACGAAAGAAAACAUGAUGUUCCACAAGAUUUACAUCCAGAAGCACGACAACGUCAGUAUCCUGUUUGCAGAUAUUGAGGGCUUCACUAGUUUGGCGUCACAGUGCACGGCUCAGGAGCUGGUCAUGACCCUGAACGAGCUCUUCGCCCGCUUCGACAAGCUGGCCUCCGAGAACCACUGUCUGCGGAUCAAGAUCCUGGGCGACUGUUACUACUGUGUGUCAGGGCUGCCCGAGCCCCGGGCUGACCACGCUCACUGCUGCGUGGAGAUGGGUGUGGACAUGAUCGAGGCCAUCUCGCUGGUGAGAGAGGUGACGGGGGUCAACGUGAACAUGCGUGUGGGCAUCCAUAGCGGGCGGGUGCACUGCGGGGUGCUGGGACUCAGGAAGUGGCAGUUUGACGUGUGGUCCAACGACGUCACACUGGCCAAUCAGAUGGAGGCCGGAGGCAAAGCAGGGAGAAUCCAUAUAACUAAAGCGACCCUCCAGUACCUUAAUGGGGAUUAUGAGGUAGAACCGGGCUUCGGUGGAGAGAGGAACGCCUACCUGAAGGAACACAGCAUCGAGACCUUCCUGGUGCUAGGCUGUAGUCAGAAACGGAAAGAGGAGAAGGCCAUGAUGGCCAAGAUGCAGCGGACGCGGGCCAACUCCAACGAAGGCCUCUUGCCACGCUGGGUGCCCGACCGCUCCUUCUCCAGGACCAAGGACUCCAAAGUCUUCAGACAAAUGGGCAUUGAUGAAACGUCCAGCAAAGACAACCGGGGCGCUCAGGAGGCCAUGAACCCCGAGGAUGAGGUGGAUGAGUUCCUGGGCCGGGCCAUCGACGCCCGCAGCAUCGACCAGCUGCGCAAAGACCACGUCAAGAAGUUCCUGCUCACCUUUCAGACCUCCAGUCUGGAGAAGAAGUAUUCAAAGAAGGUGGACGAUCGCUUUGGGGGCUAUGUGGCCUGCACACUGCUGGUCUUCUGUUUCAUCUCCUUCAUCCAGAUCGUCAUUUUCCCGCACACCCAGGUGAUGCUGGGGAUCUACAUCAGUAUCUUCAUCAUCCUCGCCAACAUCCUCUUCAUAUGUGCCAUCUACUCCUGUAUUAAGCUCUUCCCUGCAGCCAUGCAGACGGUGUCCAAGAAGAUUGUACAGUCUCGGACAAACAGCACCCUGGUCGGGGUGUUCACCCUAAUCCUCGUCUUCAUCUCUGCCUUCAUAAACAUGUUUUCCUGUGACACGGAGAGUCUGGUGGACUGCGUUGCCAGGGAGAUGAACUCGUCAGCUGACCUGGUGACCCCUUGUGUCAUCCACAAUCUCUCACGGACGGCGGAAGAAGGGCUGGUCAUAUGCCCUAGCAACACCCCGUCCUGCCCCUUUCCUGAGUAUUUCAGCUACAGUGUGCUGCUGACGCUCCUGGCCUGCUCGGUGUUCCUGCAGAUCAGCAGUAUUGGGAAGCUGGCCCUGAUGCUGUUCAUCCAGCUCAUCUUCCUGCUGCUCGUCGAGUGGCCACAGGUGGCGCUGUUCGACAACGCUGACCUCUUCGUCACGGCCAAUGCCCUCCGUGUUAAUGAAUCCUUACAAUGGUCCAGUUUCAAUGAAACAUCAGACCAGUGUCCUUACAGUGUGACCAAAGUGUCUCUGAAGGUCAUGACCCCGGUGAUCCUCACAGUGUUCGUGCUGGCGCUGUACCUGCACGCCCAGCAGGUGGAGUCGACGGCUCGGCUGGACUUCCUGUGGAAACUACAGGCCACGGAGGAGAAGGAGGAGAUGGAGGAGCUGCAGGCCUACAACCGCCGGCUCCUCCACAACAUCCUGCCCAAGGACGUGGCGGCGCACUUCCUGGCGCAGGAGCGGCGCAACGACGAGCUGUACUACCAGUCGUGCGAGUGCGUGGCCGUCAUGUUCGCCUCCAUCAGCAACUUCUCAGAGUUCUACGUGGAGCUGGAGGCCAACAACGAGGGCGUGGAGUGCCUGCGCCUGCUCAACGAGAUCAUCGCCGAUUUCGAUGAAAUCAUCAGUGAGGAUAAGUACCGGCAGCUAGAGAAGAUCAAGACCAUCGGCAGCACCUACAUGGCCGCCUCCGGCCUCAACGACUCCACGUACGACAAGGAGGGCCGCUCCCACAUCAUCGCCCUGGCCGACUACGCCAUGCGGCUGCGCGAACAGAUGUCACACAUCAACGAGCAUUCCUUCAACAACUUCCAGAUGAAGAUCGGCCUGAACAUGGGGCCAGUGGUAGCUGGGGUUAUCGGGGCCAAGAAGCCGCAGUACGACAUCUGGGGAAACACUGUCAACGUAGCCAGUCGGAUGGACAGCACCGGCGUUCCAGACCGAAUCCAGGUGACAACUGACCUGUACCAGGUGCUGUCCAAUCGAGGCUACCAGCUGGAGCACCGGGGCGUGGUCAAGGUCAAGGGCAAGGGGGAGAUGACAACCUACUUCCUGAACGCUGGACCUCCCAAAAGUUAGCACCCACCAGCCGCUGGACGUGGUUCAAACGAGAUUCUCAUCCAUCAGCUCUCCUUCCCCCCAAGGCUAAGUAAAGGGGGGGGGGGGGGGUGGAGGAAGAGCGAAUCAAUCAAUCCCGCCCCCAAAUGUCAAAACCAGUCGCCAUGCCACCACUUUGGGGAAAAAAAACAUAAAAACAAAAA
Clupea harengus (Atlantic herring) is the source of this 2977-nucleotide messenger RNA. It is a transcript of the gene adcy6a, whose product is annotated as adenylate cyclase type 6-like. Gene Ontology annotation, cellular component: plasma membrane. Bases 318 to 2795 code for a protein of 825 amino acids. Gene Ontology annotation, biological process: intracellular signal transduction; cAMP biosynthetic process; adenylate cyclase-activating G protein-coupled receptor signaling pathway. Gene Ontology annotation, molecular function: adenylate cyclase activity. Lineage: Eukaryota; Metazoa; Chordata; Actinopteri; Clupeiformes; Clupeidae. The transcript is spliced from 22 exons. The record is from RefSeq and is a predicted model, not a curated record.